This is a messenger RNA of Coccinella septempunctata (seven-spotted ladybird), 8746 nucleotides long. RefSeq names its product structure-specific endonuclease subunit SLX4-like. Gene Ontology annotation, biological process: DNA replication; DNA repair. Bases 516 to 5708 code for a protein of 1730 amino acids. The transcript is spliced from 7 exons. Gene Ontology annotation, cellular component: Slx1-Slx4 complex; ESC/E(Z) complex; nucleus. Lineage: Eukaryota; Metazoa; Arthropoda; Insecta; Coleoptera; Coccinellidae. The record is from RefSeq and is a predicted model, not a curated record. Gene Ontology annotation, molecular function: chromatin DNA binding.
UAUCUAUGAACCUGUUUUUAACUUCUCCCGCCCAAUCUCAUUUCUCCUUGCCGAAAUAGAUAUAAAAAUUAAGAUUUCCAUACACAAAAAUAUUAAAUAAUUACUAGUUUUCAAGUCCUUAGUGCGGGUUUCAUGAUUUUAUGAUAAAGGAAGGGUUUUAUCGCCAAAACUAAAUAUGAUAAUUAGUGACAAGUGAUUUUAAGGUUAAGUUGUGUUUCUGUGAAUUUUGUGGCCAGCUUGAACGUUAUCAAUGAAGCGUCGUUUCCUCAAAGUUUUUUUUUUGAAAAACAAGGAUUGAAAUCUCUGCAAGGCAACCGUAGAAAAUAGAAAAGCCUCUGCUACAAAAAAUUAAAGUGACUAUGUAUUUGUGACUGGUAUACACAACUGUAGGCUCAAUGAAGGUUUAAAACAGGGUUUAAUAAUGGUAUCCUUGAAGAUAGACCAUCAAUUCUGCCUCAGUAAUCAAUGAGCACGUUUUUCCAUUUCUAUUGCACGAUUUGAAUAAUCAGUGAAAGAUGCCACCCAAGAAAAGAGAGAAGGAAGCAGAACCAACCAAGACACCAAGGCUGGAAAAUAUACAAGCUGAUCAUGAAUUGUUCCUUCAAGCAUUUGAGAAACCCACUCAGAUUUAUAGGUAUUUGCGCACCAGGAACUUGUGUUCACCAAUAUUCCUCAACCGUACUCUGACUUACAUGAAAUACAGGAUGUCAAGAACACAUAAGAAUCGUAAAAAUUUCAAAGUGGAUGAUAUGCUAGAAAAAAUAACCAAAGCUAAAGACAAUAAUGUGAUCCAACCUGGAUUUAUAAAUAUAACUUUUUUGGGUUUCAAUGAUGAGAAUUUGAAAUCUCAAGGUAAUGUAGCUGAAGUAGAGAUCAUACUUCUAAAGAUUAGUCACAAGAAAAGAAAAGAAAGUUCUGCACCUUGCAUGCAAGUAUCAUUAGGGACAGCUGAAGUCCCUAUCAAUCCUCAAAAUGAUUCAUUUCCUAAUACAGCACCCACAAUAAGCAUAUCUACAGAGAAAUUCAAUUCUAAUGGAGGACCCUUGGCAAAAUCUCAUAUUUUAUUGUUUAGAUUAAAAAUAAAGAAAACUGUAUCAAAUGGAACUGAGGAGCCAGAUAACAAAAGAAUUAAAAUUGAUAGUGAUAGUUCAAUGGAGCCAAUGUUAUACGGUGCAGAAUUGACUGUUUAUGACAAACACAACCGGUGUUAUCUAACAGAUGGUGAUUACGAUGUUGUUGUUCAAAAUCUGGUGAGUAACCCUUCAAAAAAGCAUUCCAAUUGGGAGAAUAUCACUGAUUUGAUGGACGCUUGUGGUAACUUGGACGCAUUUAUGAAGGAUCCUGUUUUGAAGUUUAAGCUUAAUUGGUCGUCUGAAGGACUGGCUAAAAUUGUGGAUAGACCUAAACUAUAUUCUCACCUUGAAAACAAAGAAAAUAUUCCACUAGUCCAAAUUAAGAAAUCAGAAAAAAUUCAGAUUGUAUACCAGUUUGUUUAUAACAAUAAUUCAAGACAGCAAACUGAAGCUUGUGAAGAUUUACACUGUCCUUGGUGUAGCAUUAACUGUGAUCAACUCUAUACACUACUCAAGCAUCUGAAGCUCUGUCAUUCUAGAUUUACAUUCACAUAUGUUCCUAUUUCUGUAGGUGCAAGGGUUGAUGUUGCUAUAAAUGAACUUUAUGAUGGUUCUUACACUGGUAGUCCACAUGACUUGAUUACACAGCCAACUGUUUGUACAUUUUCAAGAAAUGGGCCUGUUCGUAGGGCUUCAGUCACCCAUAUACUAGUUUGUCAUCCUAAGCGUCCAAAAUCAAGUCUAUCUGAAUUUAUAGAGCUUGAUGAUUGUGAAUAUGAUGGACAAAGACCUUUCAUCACUGGACACAAUCGACUUUAUCAUCACACAACGACAUGCCUGCCUAUUUACCCAAAAGAAAUGGAUGUUGAUUCUGAAGGAGAAAACGAUCCUGAAUGGUUAAGAAACAAAACGAUGACGAUGAUUGAUGAAUUUACAGAUGUGAACGAAGGCGAAAAAGAGCUCAUGAAGAUGUGGAACUUGCAUGUUAUGAAAUAUGGUUUUGUAGGUAAUUGCCAAAUCCCACUUGCCUGCCAAAUGUUCGUUCAACAAAAGGGGAAAGAAUUGUUACUCCGGAAUUUGUACAAAAACUUUGUUAUUCACAUGUCGAAUUUAUUUGAUUUUGGAUUAGUCAGUUCUGUUUGUAUGUAUACGACCAUUCAAAAACUGCAAGAUAUGGUAGCAGAAACGGGAGCCCUGAGUACCAUACUCAAAGAAUCCAGAGAAGCUCAAAUUGACAAUUGGUCGAAAACUGGAUGCAUUUUCAGCAAAGAAAAAUGUGUUGUGAGAACUCCGAAUGGAAGGAAAACAGGAACAUUGGGGAAUCCAAGAAGAAAAGGACUUUCUACUCCUUCAAGUGAAAAUUUUUGUAAAAGAAGUUCAGAUAUUGGAGAGCCGACAAGAAAACGUCUCUCUCUGUCUUUGAACAAAAAUGAUGUUAAACCCAAUAGCUUCCACAACAACAAGAAAAUGUCGAAACUCAAGAAGAAUUCCAAUAAAAAAACAGAUUUUCUCAAUAUUUCCAAUGAUGAUUUUGAAUCGCCAAUUGUUUUCAAGAAAUUCAAAUCAUCUAGUGACAAGCCCCCUCAACGAAUACGAAAACAAAAAAAACCUAAAGAAAAGCAGUUAACUUUGCACCAAGUGUACGAGGAAAAUUUCAGUUAUUCUGAUGUGAAUUCAGAACAUUUACAGCUUGCUCUAGCAUUAUCCAGAUCAACAUCCGAAAUGUAUAACUCCACUACAAAAGAAGAAUUUCCUUUAUCAACUCAAAACGAAGGAAGAAAAAAAACAUUGUUAGAAUUUGGCUUCAAAACUACUAGGCCAAAGUGUAGUGUAGAAAAUAAAAUAUCGAGAAAAGAACCUCUAAAAACAAACAAGAAAUCGAAAUUUCGUUAUAUAACGCCUAUUCUUAUGAUGAGGACAGAAGAAGAGAGGGAAUCUUUAAUACAAUCGAAAUUAUCAUCUAUUAUCACACAGAAUGCAAUUGUUCCUCCUGAAUAUAAACAUUCUAUUCUAGAAGUUUCAAGUGGUGAACUAGAGAAAUUGAUAUGUAGAGAAUGUUGUAUAUUUAAUUUCAACAAAAAAGUUAUGUCAUCUGAAGCACAAUUUAUAGUUUCUUCUUUAAAUAUUGAAAGGACCAGAACCAAAAAAAAUUCUCUGCUGAGAGACUGGAAGAAAAUUCCUCUUAGAGAUCAUACGCCAGAACGCCUAGGAAAAGAAACCUCAUCUUUGGAUGGUUACCCUGAUAAUAUAGAGAAUAAUCAUUUUGAAUUCUCAAAGCGUUCAUCGGCUGAGAAUAAAUUUAAUAAUGAUGAGAUCUCAAGGGUGAAUAUGCAGUUAAAGAAUUCCGACAUUGUUAUAAGUCCAGAUUUCACACAAUCAAAACAAAAUGAGGAAAGAGAUGGGUCUGUUUCACCUGAUUUAUUCGAAAACAGUGCUUCAUUCUCUGAAAAUCAAGUAUGCCCUAUAUUGUUUGAUAAUUCAGGAGAUGAUAUAGUCACUGAGAAAGAUGUGCCAGAUGGAAAUCUUCCCGAGAAAUCAAUUACCAAUAUUAGUGAAUGUGAAGAAAACUGCAAUCCUUUUACUGAUGGAAAAAGUGAAACAUUUUCAGAUGAACUCACUCUAAAAGAAGAAAAUAUCAUGCCACCUUCAUUAUUAGAGCAUGAAUUUGAAGAAAAAGCAUCAUUAUUCGGUGUUAUUGACAAUAACCAAAGAGCCAAAAAAAGAUCACAAGAAUUAUCUGAAGCUGAAAAUUCUUCGCCUGUGGAUGAAUAUAUUGUUUUGAGUUCAGAUGAAGACAUUUCCCCUUCCGAGAAUUUAGUAUUGAAAUCAUUUUCUAAAGUAGAUAAUUCUAUCAGUGUUACACCUGAGAAACCCAUUACUUCAGAUAAACGAACUAAUGGGAAUUCCAAAAAACUCUCUUAUGAAAUUGAUGAAGAUAUUCCAUUAAGAAAUGAAGGAGAUUUUAUUGAAAAUGACAGUCUUCUAAAAGAUUUGAGUAUUGAGGCAAAUAUUUUUGAAUGCGAAAAAAGAACCAGUGGAUCAUCAAGUGAAAACAAUAUUAGACUCAAACCAGAGAAUAAAUAUUGUCUAGACGAUGAAGAGGUAGAAAUUCCAUCUACUUUUCUCUCAAAAAGUACCAAACUAAAUGUUGAAGAGAAUAUUUCAAUCAGGGAUUUCCACGAGGAUAAUCUUGAAUUGAAUAAUUCGUUUGAAGGACAUAAUGACAGUAACUUGGCUCAAAUAAAGUUGUCGAAUUCUUUUAGUGAUUGUGAUUUGACAAAAAUGAACGAAUUUCAUAUAGAGAAAAAUUCAUCUAAUAAAAAUGAUUUUUCUGAAUGUAGUAAUUCUUCUAAUGAAACAUUCAGUUUGAAACUGCAUACAAAAGAUGGUGAACAUUUUGAGAGCAUAGAAUUCGAGAUGUCAAACAAUAGCCUCUCAAAUAAUUCUCUAGAUCUAGAUGACCAAAAUAUUUCAAAAAUGAAUUUAUCUGAUGCCUUCAACAAUACAGAUACUGAAGAAAAAUCUAAUUUAGAAUUGAACUUUUCAUUACAUGAUCAUGAUACUGGUAAUGAAGAAUCCAAUAUUGUGGGUGAGGAAGGAAAUACCACGGAGAUGUUGAGUGACUCUUUACUUAUUAAAAUACUUGAAGAGAAUAAUUGUUCUUAUUCUAAGAAUAAUGAAAAUGAAUCAAAAAGAAACUCUGUGACAUCCAAUAUUGAGGAAAAAUAUUCUUGGUUCGAUGUUUCAAACAUAGACAAUCAAGAUGUAAAAUUUCAAGACAUUUCGAGUUCUUCUGGCCAUGAAAGUAUAGGAAAAGAAUCAGAAGUGGUGAAGGAAAUAUAUAAUCCUGAAAAAUUGUCUGGUAAACCUACAAUGGAUAAUUUGAGUAUAGAGAAUACUGAGUUUAUUUUCGGUGAUAAUCAGGUUAAUACACCUUUGCGAAAAUCAAGGAAAACUUCCAACAUUCAUUUCAAAAAAUAUGCAAGCUUCUGCGAGAAGGAGACUCCAAAAAGCUCUACAUUCAUAAGACACAAAAGUGAAUCAAACAUAACUCCAAACAGGAAAUUCGUCGUCAAAACCGAUAAUGUUACCCCAAUGGUAGAUUAUAGUACCUUCAGUACUCCGGAGAUUGUUCAAGAACUGGGAAAGUUCGGAUUGAAACCGUUGAAGAGGAAAAGAGGAAUAAAUUUGCUGAAACACAUUUAUGAAACUACUCAUCCAAUAGUAGAUAGGCACCAAAGCGAUGCUGAUGACGCGCCCAGUGUGAAAAAAAGGAGGAGCGAUGAUAUCGACAAGCUGUCGACCAACAAUUCCCUCCAAGAGACGAAUAUGCCAGAGGUGCUGCAAACUUGGUCGGGGACUGUUUCAGAAAGUGAUGCCAUACUUGAAAGACAACGAUCUUCGAAAAUAUUUUCAUGCCAAGUCCCCCUCCAGAUUGUGUGGCACAAUUUUUUGAACAAAAAUCCUGAAAUUCUUCGAAAUGUCCUUUUAUAUGAACCCUUGCAGGUUGAAGUGAUUCAUAAAAUGCUGAAGGAUAUAGGUUACAAGUUUCAUUUACAGGACUUGAUAACAUUUCUUGACCAGAAAUGUAUAACCAUUCGAAUAGCCCAGAAUCAGCGGAAUAAAAUAGCAUGACUUUUAAUUUUGUAUGAUACUGUUUUUUCUUUUUAAAAUACUAUGUACAUAUAUAAUAUUGAGUUCCUUGUUGAUUUUAGCAUAUAAUUUAAUUUUUUUACCUAUGUCCUAUUUGGAGUGUACAAAAACAAAUAUCCAAAAAUAUAUAUAUUUAUUUUCAAUAAUCCCUAGUAUAUUCAUGCACUAUUAUUUGGGGUUUUAUAUAAUUCGGAUUGUGUAUACAAUAAUAACAAUGACAAAGUAACAGAAAACAUACAACGUUGUUUAUAAACAGAUAAUUGAUAAAAUAUUAUAUUUUAACAUACGAUGGAAGACAUUUUCGAAAAAUUGUUGGCGAGAAUAUAAUUUCUUAGGACUCUACUCUAUCCCACCUUGGAUCCCUAGGUAGGCCACUAGCUUUUCUUAAAGCAUUGGCUUCACGUAUGCGUUCCGAAGUGGAUUGCACUUUCACCUUACAUCCGUCACAAUAAAAAAAUAACGAUUGACUCUCCGCGUCCAAAAUAUUUUUUUCUUCGGUCGAUAUACCUGAACAGUUCUCGGAUUCGGUUGUACUAAAAUGUACGAUAUCCUUGCAAUCGUAACAAGUAACAUAAGCGUAAUGACGAUGUAGUUCUAUGCAACUUCUGCAAGAUCUGCAUCUACGCCAUUCCAUUUUGAACAGAACGAUGAGAUAUAACGCACCUCAAGUACAAAUGGAUUUAUUGCGACUAGUUUUGAUUUUCAAUGCGUGUUGCCGAGGAAAACGUUUUUAUAAAUCGCCUCUUUCAACUUAAAUGAUAACGCCAAUCGGUUUUUUCGAAAAAAAAAAACGAACAAUCUAAGAUCUUUCUGUUCACAGAUGCGGUAUCCGACGAUCCUAUGGUCGAAUUCAGUGAACGUCAGAUAUCGUAAUGAUACUUCAAUAUUGUAGAAUGCCUCCAUAUUACCAUAUAUUUAUUUCAUUCGCAUUACAUAAAAAAGGAGAUAUUUCAGAUUACUUAUUUUAAUUUUACAUAUAUUCAAAUUUCAAAAUACCUAUUCCACAAUGAAAGAAUUACCAAUGUAAAAAAUACUCUUUCACGAUAUCAAAAUCUGAAAAAUAUAUAAUAUAAUAAUUACAUAUGUGUGGUAAAGAAAUACAUUAUUAUAGCAUGAAAAACUGUUGAAUAAAUAUACCCAUAUUUCAUUUUUUCACUCUUCAAUGUCGAUUUCAUAAUCACUAAUAGGCCCUUGAGGACUUGUGCUUCGUAGUUGGAUUGGUUCCAGUAUAGAUUUCUCAUAAUCGAUCAUUUUACGACAAAUAUCGCACGUAAAGUACAGGACCCGAUUUGGUAAAUCCAAAAUACUUUUCUCUUCCGCACUUAUGAGGGAGCAGUUUUUGCUUGAAUUUUCACUAAAAUGUAAAUAGCAAGCGCAACAAUCACAGCAAACUAUGUCUGCUGCAUCUGGUUGGAUGCUUUUCGAACAGAUUUCACAUAUAGAGUCUUCCAUCUUGAUGCUGAUGUGGGAAAUGUUUUAUUUUUGUAGGCUGAAUAUUGAUAUCUCGUGAUGUUUUCAGACAGAUUUCCUACAUAUGUAUAUGUACAUGUAUGACUCCUUAUCAACUUGAUUGAAAAAGAUUUAAAACUGCUCAUGAGUCUCGACUUUCAACCAUUUGAUAACUUGGAACUCGUCAAUACUUGUUUCGAAAAUGAUAAAAAGUUUUCCGUAUCAUUUCUUUAAUCUUGUUCUCAAACGAUUUUGGAUUCGUAUUCGAAAUUCAAAUAUGGAUGCUUAUGCGCAUGAUUUUAUUCGAUGCAUGUUUUGAUUUGACAUGUAUCAUAUGUUCUGUGACUUAAUUAUAUCUAUGGUUCUGUGCGAUUCUUGUUUAUUUAUUUACAGGAUACCCGAUGAAUUUGACUAAUCUUUUCUAUAAGAUCUAAGAUUCAAACAUUGAAAUGAUUUCGAUAAAUGAAAUAACGUUCGACGAUUUUUCAAAAAUCUGCAGGUGUUGCCUUACUAAUAAAGGAGAAAUGGAUGCGUUUGAAGCUCAUAUAGAAAACUUUUCUCUGGCAAAUAUUAUAUAUAAUUGUACGAAUGAGUUGAUAAAUAAAACAGAUGGAUUACCAAGAAAAAUAUGCAACUCCUGUGCCCAGCAUCUUGUAAAUAUCCAUAUGUUUAUCGAAACCUUUAGAAAAGUGCAGAAUAAUAUUAGAUUUAUUCAUGAAGUACUAAAGAAUGAAAAUGAGAAUAAUAAAGUUAAUUCAGGUCAACUAACAAAAGUUGGAAUUGAUGAGACAAACCUGAAUUCUUCAGACAAUGUGGAAGAAACACAAGAUAGGAUUUCUGAACAUAUGAAUGAUGAUUCUCUUGACUUUACAGAAGAAAAAUUGUUUGAAGUAGAUGAUAAGUGUAUAAAAGAUGAGCAAGGCUUCCACAAUCUCGAUUUGACGGAGUUCAGCUCUGAUUAUCGUAUAUCAGAUGAAGAUACAACUACAGACAAAUCUGUGAAGAUUGAAGUUGAUCCACAACUGAGGUCAGGCCUGGUUAUAUUUUCUUCCAAAGCUGAGAGUAUUAGGCAGAUUAUUUCAAAACACAAUUUAGAAAAUAAUUCAAAAGAACCUAAUUUGCAGGAAGAAAGCAAAGUGGAAAAAGUUCCAGUGAAACGACCACCUCGGGAAUGUCCUGUUUGUCAUCAAAAGAUAUGCUAUUCGGGUUACAGCAAACAUCUAACAACACAUACUGGAGAGAAACCACAUCAGUGUAAACAUUGCCCGAAAAGCUUUAGACUUAUCUCAAGCCUCAAAUCGCAUAUGUAUCUGCACCUGAAUCUCAAACCAUUUAAAUGUGAUGUGUGCAAUAAACAGUUCAGACAUCGCCCAACAUUGAAAGUUCAUAAAAGGGUUCAUACAGGAGAAAAACCAUAUGUUUGCUGUACUUGUUCCAAGGGAUUUCCAACUACUUCUGCAUUGAAGAGACAUCAGAACCAGAGGCACCACAAUUUGGUAUUGUCAAAUUUUGAAGAGAAAAAUUCAUAAUACAAUCUCAACGAUAAAAAUAAAACUCUUCACUUCAAGUAA